Messenger RNA from Dermatophagoides farinae (American house dust mite), 4197 nucleotides. It is a transcript of the gene Sf3b1, whose product is annotated as splicing factor 3b subunit 1. NCBI's taxonomy places the organism in Eukaryota, Metazoa, Arthropoda, Arachnida, Sarcoptiformes, Pyroglyphidae. The record is from RefSeq and is a predicted model, not a curated record. Gene Ontology annotation, molecular function: mRNA binding. Gene Ontology annotation, biological process: spliceosomal complex assembly.
UUCCCGACUCGCUCGCGUGUGUUUAUUUUUGUGAUGUGUUUAUUAUGAUUAACUAUUAACUAUUUUUUAUUUUUUGAAUCAUUUGAUUACAAUCUGAAUCCUCGAAUAAAAUAUUCUCAACUAUUCCACGCAAAAUUUUUCCGGGCCAUCACCAUAAUCAUUAAUAAUGGCGCAACCGGCUCGAACCCGUGAAGAAAUCGAACAACAAGUGGUGGAAAUUCAAACAAAAAAUGCAGCUUUAGCCGCAGCAAAUGGUGAAAAUGAAGAAGGUCGAAUAUCAUUGGCUAAGGCCAACAUGGAUACUGAUAUUUAUGGUGGAACGAAUCUAAGCAGUUAUCAUACAUCCAUACCGGCCAAUGAUGAUGCCGAAUAUGAUGAUGAAGAUACAGAAAAUGCCAACGGCUCGGCCGAUAAUGAGGAAUAUGAUGCAUAUAAGAAAGCGAUCAAUGCAUUUCAGGCGCCAAAAAAUUAUCUACAGGAUGUUGUCGAUGAUAAUCAUGAUCCAUUAGCCGAUAGACGUGUACCACGAGUUGCUGAUCGUGAAGAUGAAUAUAGACGUAGAUUCCGUAACCGUCAACUAUCACCCGAACGUAUCGACGUUUUCGCCGAAGGUGGUAAAACUCCUGAUCCUAAUGCUCGUACAUAUAAGAUGAUUAUCAAAGAAACGACGUUAAGCAAUGAAGAAGCUGAAUUAAAAAAGAAAUUAUUAGAAAAAGCUAAAGCUGGUGAAUUGAAACCUACGACCACAUCGUCCUCAUCUACAUCAUCAUUAUCUAGUGGUAACAAACGUAGACGAUGGGACCAACCAUCACUAGAUUCUGGUGUUGGUUCAGCAACAGAUAGUUGCAGUGAAUUCUCGGAACCAACAGCAAAAAAAUCAGCAUGGGAUUAUCAUGAAGCUGCUACACCAGCUAUACCUGGUCGUUGGGAUCAAACACCUGCACAUGGAAUGGAUGGUUCAAAAACACCAGCUCAGUGGGAACCUACGCCUGUUCAUAUCGGAAGCAGCAUUGGUGGUGCUCAGACGCCAAGCGUAGAUUCGAUAAACAAAUCAUCACGACGCAAUCGUUGGGAUGAAACACCCAAAACGGAACGUAUAGAAUCUGGAUAUUCGAGUUGGGCUGAAACUCCUAAAAUCGAUCGAAUUGAAACAGAUGAAGGAAUUGAAAGUGAAACUCCUGGAUCAUCAAAACGGCGAUCACGAUGGGAUGAAACACCUGCAUUGAUGACACCAUCAGGAACCACACCUAUCGGCACGAAAGCAAUGGCAAUGGCAACACCAACUCCUAGCCAUAUGGUAGCCAUGACACCGGAACAAAUGCAAGCAUUUCGUUGGGAACGUGAAAUUGAUGAACGAAAUCGAAUUUUAACCGAUGAAGAAUUGGAUGCUCUUCUCCCACCUGGUUAUAAAAUCUUACCACCACCUUCAGGUUAUCAACCGAUUCGUACACCGGCACGGAAAUUGAUGGCCACACCAACUCCAAUGGUUGGUGGAUUUUUUAUGCAAAAAGCCGAUGAAUUGGGAUCAGCAGCCGGCUCCAAAAUGAUGAUGGAUCUCGAACCGAAAGGACAGAAUCUACCAACGCUCAAGCCUGAUGAUUUGCAAUAUUUUGACAAACUUCUCACGGAAGUUGAUGAAGAAACAUUGAGUCCAGAUGAACAAAAAGAACGAAAAAUUAUGAAACUUUUGCUAAAGAUUAAGAAUGGAACACCACCGAUGCGAAAAUCUGCCCUACGACAAAUCACAGAUAAAGCUCGUGAAUUCGGUGCAGGUCCAUUGUUCAAUCAGAUUCUACCAUUAUUAAUGUCGCCUACGUUAGAAGAUCAGGAAAGGCAUUUAUUAGUCAAAGUUAUCGAUCGUAUCCUUUACAAACUUGAUGACCUUGUUCGUCCUUAUGUUCACAAAAUUCUUGUCGUUAUUGAACCAUUAUUAAUUGAUGAAGACUAUUAUGCCCGUGUUGAAGGUCGUGAAAUCAUAUCGAAUCUAGCAAAAGCUGCCGGUUUGGCCACAAUGAUAUCAACUAUGCGUCCUGAUAUUGAAAACGUAGAUGAAUACGUCCGUAACACUACGGCCCGAGCGUUUGCAGUAGUUGCAUCUGCAUUGGGCAUUCCAUCAUUGUUACCAUUCUUGAAAGCUGUUUGUAGAAGUAAAAAAUCCUGGCAAGCUCGUCACACUGGUAUUAAAAUUGUCCAACAAAUUGCCAUUCUUAUGGGAUGUGCUAUACUGCCACAUCUUCGUAAUUUGGUUGAAAUUAUUGAACAUGGAUUGGUUGAUGAACAGCAGAAAGUUCGUACGAUCACGGCAUUGGCAUUGGCCGCGUUGGCUGAAGCUGCAACACCAUAUGGUAUCGAAUCAUUCGAUUCAGUUCUUAAACCAUUAUGGAAAGGUAUCCGUACACAUCGUGGUAAAGGUUUGGCUGCCUUCUUAAAAGCUAUUGGCUAUCUAAUACCAUUGAUGGAUGCUGAAUAUGCUAAUGAUUAUACACGUGAAGUAAUGUUCAUAUUGAUUCGUGAAUUUCAAUCACCGGAUGAAGAGAUGAAAAAAAUUGUACUCAAAGUGGUUAAACAAUGUUGCGGAACCGAUGGUGUUGAACCGAAAUAUAUCAAAGAAGAGGUUUUGCCACAUUUCUUUCGACAUUUUUGGAAUCAUCGUAUGGCACUGGAUAAACGUAAUUAUCGACAAUUAGUAGACACAACCGUAGAGAUUGCUAACAAAGUUGAAGCGGCUGAAAUUAUCACUCGAAUUGUUGAUGACCUAAAGGAUGAGAAUGAAGCCUAUCGUAAAAUGGUUAUGGAAACUAUUGAAAAAAUUAUGUCUAAUCUUGGUGCAUCCCAGAUCGAUUCUCGUCUUGAAGAACAAUUGAUCGAUGGUAUUCUUUAUUCAUUCCAGGAACAGACCACUGAAGAUAUGGUCAUGUUAAAUGGUUUUGGUACUGUUGUGAAUACAUUAGGCAAACGUGUAAAGCCAUAUCUUCCACAGAUUUGUGGUACAAUUUUAUGGCGUUUGAAUAAUAAAUCUGCAAAAGUACGACAACAGGCAGCCGAUUUAAUAUCCAAAAUAGCUGUUGUUAUGAAAGUGUGUCAGGAGGAGAAACUAAUGAGCCAUAUGGGUGUUGUACUGUAUGAAUAUCUAGGUGAAGAAUAUCCCGAAGUAUUGGGCUCUAUUUUGGGUGCAUUAAAAGCCAUUGUAAAUGUUAUAGGAAUGGAAAAGAUGACACCACCGAUCAAAGAUCUAUUACCCAGAUUAACACCUAUUCUCAAAAAUCGUCAUGAAAAAGUACAGGAAAAUUGUAUCGAUCUUGUUGGUCGUAUCGCUGAUCGUGGAGCUGAAUAUGUAUCGGCUCGUGAAUGGAUGCGUAUCUGUUUCGAACUACUGGAAUUACUAAAAGCUCAUAAGAAAGCAAUCCGUCGAGCUGCGGUAAAUACAUUUGGCUACAUUGCUAAAGCUAUCGGUCCACAUGAUGUUCUUGCCACAUUGUUGAAUAAUUUACGGGUUCAAGAGCGACAAAAUCGUGUAUGUACAACUGUGGCCAUAGCCAUCGUAGCUGAAACAUGUUCUCCGUUCACUGUUCUUCCGGCUUUAAUGAAUGAAUAUCGUGUGCCAGAAUUAAACGUACAAAAUGGCGUACUAAAAUCAUUUUCGUUUCUGUUUGAAUAUAUUGGUGAAAUGGCCAAAGAUUAUAUCUAUGCUGUUACACCAUUGCUCGAAGAUGCUCUCAUGGAUCGUGAUUUGGUUCAUCGUCAAACGGCCUGUUCUGUCGUUCAGCAUAUGGCCCUAGGAGUAUAUGGAUUCGGUUGUGAAGAUGCGCUCACACACGUGCUGAAUUAUGUUUGGCCAAAUAUUUUUGAAACAUCACCACAUUUAGUUCAGGCAUUCAUGGGCUCAAUCGAAGGUCUUCGUGUUGCAAUUGGGCCUAAUAAAAUGUUACAAUAUACAUUACAAGGCCUAUUUCAUCCAGCCAGAAAAGUUCGUGAUGUUUAUUGGAAAGUAUACAAUACACUGUAUAUUGGUGCCCAGGAUUCACUUAUCGCUGGCUAUCCACGUAUACCGAAUGAUUCUACAAAUAAUUAUAUUCGCUAUGAACUUGAUUAUACUUUAUAAUCAUAUUAUUAUUAUUAUUAUUCAUAAAUUGGAUCUGAUCAUCACCUACAACCAUCAUCAUCAUAAGCACCAUCUUCGUUAUUUUUUCAUAUAUA